Funneliformis caledonium is the source of this 258-nucleotide messenger RNA. The record is from the annotation of a GenBank genome assembly. Lineage: Eukaryota; Fungi; Glomeromycota; Glomeromycetes; Glomerales; Glomeraceae.
AUGUCCGAUAUGUCCAAUACCCGAGUUUCAUAUUCUGGCAGAACAGGCAAGCAUAAUAGUGUACAAUUGGAAAAGGCUUUCUUUUAUCUUAGACGAUUUUUUCAAGAAGCAAAAGAACUAGACCCUGUAUUAGCCGAUACACUGAAGGCAAAAAUUUUCAGCGCUCUCUCUGUUCCAAGUGAUGGUGGGGAAAUUCCUGGUACGUCUCUACUUGCAUUUUGGAACAUCAUGACUCUUCCUGAUCCCUACCAUUCGUGA